CCAUCUAAGGGUUAAUCCACACAUUCUAUUGUCGCUCUGCUCGCACUUACUAAACAGUUGCCAUUUCACUCGCACUCAUUGUUUUAAUAGUAGGGUUCCAAAAUUUGCCGACGAGACUACCUUAUGUUAUUGUAUCAUGGUUUUGCCGGUGCUGCUUUUCAAUUGAAGAGAAUUAGAGGGUGUGUGAAGUCAGUAAGGACCCCUUAACAAUUAUUUCAGAUACUAAUGUUUGUAAACAAUAUUAUCAUUAUUGAAUGAAGAAAAUAAUAAGACAACUGGUUUUCCAAUUUUUGGCUUCCUUUUUUGCACAAAAUAGAUUAUUCUGAAAAUAACCGAUCACCUUUUUCUACUUGAAUAGAAUUGUCGAUGGAAACUUGCGUGCGCUACUGUUGGAUGUUAAGGGAGGGGUUUUGCCACGAACUAAGAGCAUAUAUAUUCCAUUCCAAUACGCUUUGAAGUUGGGUGGCAAUGUUUUCCUUGGCGUUACAGGGGGUGGUUUAGCAUGAGAGAUAAGUUCGUGAUAGCUUAAACUGAACUUUUGAACUUUUACUGUUUAAAAUUAUUUUGCUAUCAUUAAAUUUUAAAUAUAAAUUUUUAUAUAUGUAUUUACUAUUGAUUUGUUUUGUUUAUAAAGAAACCUAGGGAACAUUCAAACAUGAUUGGAGGUUGGGACUUGACUCUAUAAAAUUCAAAAUGCAUUUCUUACAGGUAUAUUUAUCCAAACGAAUAUUUGUUUGUUAGCCGAAUGACUCACGCUGCCAUCUCUUGGGACACAUAUCAAAGCAGGAAGUAACUAUAUGUAACGUUAAAUGGGACUGGGCACAGAAGGCCGUUGGAGAUUCAAACGCACCUUUCGUUUUCUCUUUCUUUUUUAUACCAACAUAAUUUUUUAUUUAUGCUUUCGAUAGGGGACGAAAAGUAAAAGGGGCGUCGUAGGUGUUAGAUGAAAUGGAAAGCACACUCGAGAGAAUAUUUGGAGCACGUGCUGCAGCAAGUACAUUUCAGCACAUGAUGUGAUUUUAUUUAAAUGGAAGAUACACGAUAAAGGGCGAGAGGGGGUUUACUUUUCCAAGGAAGAGUCAAUGCAGACAUACCGACGCCUGACCAAACGAUUGGUAAAUAUUUAUGCCCGAGAUGCCCGCAAUUUAGAGUUGCCCAUACGAAAAACGAGGCCACCGCUGGAGAAAGCGGGUGGAAAAUAAGCCCAGACGGAGACAGCGAAAGAAAAAGACGGAAAGAAAAACGAGGAUUUAUGUAAGCCCCAAACAAACGGUUGGGGAUCUGAUGAAGCACAACUAAUGAGGCGGGCUACUAUGCCGAUUUGGUAUCGUAAAACCGAAACGGAAAUUUCAAAAACAAAGACUAUGCAUUUUGGAUAUCAAUAAAAGGCCAAUUUAGUUUAUUUCGCAUACGAUAGUAGUCAUGGUACGGGCAACGCUUUAUGGAUGCCAUUAGACCAUCGGUAUGGGCUAAGAUAUAUUAAAAUUACAAAUAUUAUUAAACAAUUUAAUUUUAACCUUCUUUAAAACUGUUAGAAUAUGAUAUAUUUUGAGUACUCACGAAGUCGUAUGUGACUAGACAUUUUUACCGAAAUUUACAUUUCUACAUUUUUUUUAAAUAACUAGAAAGGAAGCACACUUCGGCAAGCAGAAGUUUAUAUAUAUUUGGAGCUCUUACAAAAAUUAAAUAUUCCACAAUUCGAUUUCAAUGUUUACAAUCAAUAUUAUCAAGUUCGGAAUAUGGCGAAAACAGUCUUAAAGUAGGCAGUUUGAAUAUAGUUUAAAAUUAGAGCCCCAUUUGAAAUUAGUUUUCAUAUAACGCUCAGAGAACAACUGUUUAUUGUACACAAAUAUUUUAGGGAAUAGUAAAUUAAAAGCGUCAGGAUGAUCGAUAUAUUGUCCCUGCCGCGCCGGAACAAGGUGUCCGGAAAUCCGGCCCUGCUGAAGAUGAUUUCCUACAAGACCGGACUCCCUAUCAACAGUCUGCCAGGAUGGGAGCUGAUCCCCCUCAACUGCAAACUUCCCAUGCUUAAGUGUCCAGGGAAUCAAGUCAUAUUCUCGAAAAACAAAAUUGGACAGGAUUUCAAAAGUGGUAAGCAGGAGUUUGAGAGCUCUGUUACUGAGCACAUUCCCGAGUACAAUCCGCUUCACGACUCCAACCUGAAGACAUUUUACUCCAACGAGCGUAAUCUGAAGCGUUUGCGGGAAAACGGCGAGAUAACACAGGGCAACGAUGUGAUCUGUAAUCUGAAGGACUUCAAUCAGCAUCGCCAGGAACUGCACAAAUCGCAACUGUACUAUAUUUUGCAGGCUUACAAGCGACGAGAGUCCGAGCAAUAUGAUCGAAUGCUGAUCGCCAAUGCGGAGUCGAUCACGAAGAAGGAUCACCUUAAUCUUGCAGCUCGACACCAGUGCACCGAGGAGGUCUUGGCAAGAAAGCAGUUGCAGGAGGAGGAGCGGCACGAGAGGAAGGUUCACUUGUUGAACAUCACAUAUGAGAAGUUUAAGCGUUUGGAGAACCUGGCCACCAUGCAGAACAUGCUGCUGGAGCACCGUAAGAUGCUUACAAAUAUGCGAGUUGCUGCCCAUAUCAGCAUGUGUCAGGAUCUAAAGAGGAAACUCUUGAUCAAGCAGAAGAAGCUCUUCCAAUUCAAAAAGGAUCGGUUCAACAAGAACAUGCGAAUUCUUCGGAAACAGAGGCUGAUAAAGAACACAGAACACCAGAUCCAGUCUUGGAAAAAGAGGCUGGAUGAGCGCAUUGCCAAUCAGCGUAGGAUUAACUACCUCCUGCAGGAAGUGGAAAAAGAGCGUGUGGCGUUUAUAGACAGACACAAGGCGCUUUACAGGGAAAAGUGGCAGCGGAUUCAGGAUGAGAUUAAGGAGAGAGCUCAGAAAGCCGUCAAAGCUCGCCAUCCCAAGAGGAAGCGGCGCAAGAAGAAGAAUUCGAUACUUCAGGAGCGAAAACCAUCCUUCUGCGAUGAGUAUCAGGCCACCUUCGAGGGUUUACUGGACAGUGAGCUUUGUUAUGCAUUGAAUGCAGCCAUCGCCAUGGAAGGACAGACAGCUCUCAGCUUUGCCCCGGAUGAUCCCAUCUACAAGGCGGCGCAGUACAUACUCGACUACAUUAUUGCUGGAUUCACCGAGGACCUCAGCGAAGACGAGUGCGCCCUGCAGGUGCUGAUCUCGCGCAUCAAGGACUUUGUCUGCGAUGCCAAGAAAUACGUGCACUAUAAAGCUUAUCAGAUCAUCGGCUUUGCCAGGGACCACAAGGCCAUGGAGGUGCCGCCGUCGGUGGCCAAGCCGCCAAAGAACCACUCGCGUGCCUCCCAUGUCUCCUUCAGUGGCGUGGCCAGCACCAUUGGCGUGGGUAGCUACGAGAUUCAUCCGUUCGUGGAUGUCCGCCCCUGCGGCGAGCGUCGGGCCACGCCGGCGGGCUCUUUGGCCUCGCUGGUGGUCAGCCAGAUCGGGGAGCAGGUGAUCCAGGACAAGGUGCGCCUGCCCCACCUGAAUCGUAACCAGAUCGUCUUCAUAGAGCAUUAUCUGGUGAAGUUCAAGCGGGAUUUGCUGGUGGGUCUGGAUAAGCUGGUCUUUGCGGCCAUCCAGUGCCACUUCGAGAACCGAAUGAUGGAGGUGCGCGAAGAGCUCCUGCUGCUGGACAGGAGCUAUCUUUUCGACCAGAUCGCCAGGGGCAUCCUCAGCUAUUCGGUUAACCCGCUUAACUACCAGUCGGUGCUGAAACUGGCCGUGAGCGUUCUGUCCUGUGAGAUCAUCUGGGAGCUGCAGCAGACGAUGCUUAAGCCGGGCAUCGAUCCCCGGGGUCAGAAUCACCCCGUGUCCUGCGGGACUGAGCGGGAACUGGAGACCCUGGCCCUGUGCAUACCCUAGGAUCCUGAUUUGCAGUUGAGGGUAGGGAAAAAUGGGUUUCACAGUGGGGAUUGCUCGGCUCUAGCGAAAAAUAGUCCGUACAAAUUACAUGUACAUUAGAAUAUUCUGGCUGUUCCGGCACUCGGGUGUGCUAAAUUUAUGUGAUGUUUAUCGUUAUUUUUGCAAAUGCUUACGGUUAAUAAAAGUGUUGCUUGUUGUUCCAAGAUAAA
Messenger RNA from Drosophila rhopaloa, 4093 nucleotides. RefSeq lists its product as uncharacterized. The transcript is spliced from 3 exons. Bases 1884 to 3884 code for a protein of 666 amino acids. NCBI's taxonomy places the organism in Eukaryota, Metazoa, Arthropoda, Insecta, Diptera, Drosophilidae. The record is from RefSeq and is a predicted model, not a curated record.